AUGGAUCCUGAUGAGUCAAUCCUGAAUAUGAGCUUUCACAUAAGGCAUUCAAGCAAAGUUAUGCAGCAAAUUACCAAUAAAUACAGAAAAGAAAGGCAAACUGAAAAACGACCCAGCAACUCGCAAAAGCAGUAUAUGAAAUUAUUAGUGGAUGUAUGAAAAACGUUGCCUGAUGAAGAAAAGCCGAAUUAUCAAGCACUGUCUGGAAUUAACCAAAAGAAAAAGCCAAAGGACUUUAACUCUUCAUCAAGCCCAAAUAAAACUAUAAGGAAUUGUCCUAAAGAGAACAUAAAUGAACUCAAUAAUGACACUCAUGCAUUUCACAGGUCAAACACUGGUAAAUAA
Molecule: messenger RNA, 345 nt
Organism: Blepharisma stoltei
Lineage: Eukaryota; Ciliophora; Heterotrichea; Heterotrichida; Blepharismidae
Source: the annotation of a GenBank genome assembly